Vicugna pacos (alpaca) is the source of this 4229-nucleotide messenger RNA. NCBI's taxonomy places the organism in Eukaryota, Metazoa, Chordata, Mammalia, Artiodactyla, Camelidae. The record is from RefSeq and is a predicted model, not a curated record.
GCGGAGCUUCUGAAGCGUCGGCCCUCAGUGGACGGAAGUAGCUGUUGGAGGCUUUAAGGUAGCUUUAAAUUCCUGCUUCCUUGGGAGGUCGCCCCUUUCAGCUGGAGUCGGGCUCCGCGCGACGGAUGGCUGUGGACGUGAAGUCGCGAGCAAAGCGUUAUGAAAAACUGGACUUCCUCGGGGAGGGACAGUUUGCCACGGUUUACAAGGCCAGAGACAAGAACACCAAUCAAAUUGUCGCUAUUAAGAAAAUCAAACUUGGACAUAGAUCAGAAGCUAAAGAUGGUAUAAAUAGAACAGCCUUAAGAGAAAUAAAGUUAUUACAGGAGCUAAGUCAUCCAAAUAUAAUUGGGCUCCUUGAUGCUUUUGGACAUAAAUCUAACAUUAGCCUUGUCUUUGAUUUUAUGGAAACUGAUCUAGAGGUUAUAAUAAAGGAUAACAGUCUUGUACUGACACCAUCACACAUCAAAGCCUACAUGUUGAUGACUCUUCAAGGAUUAGAAUAUUUACAUCAACAUUGGAUUCUACAUAGGGAUCUAAAACCAAACAACUUGUUGCUAGAUGAAAAUGGAGUUCUGAAACUGGCAGAUUUUGGCCUGGCCAAAUCAUUUGGGAGCCCCAAUAGAGCUUACACACAUCAGGUUGUAACCAGGUGGUAUCGGGCCCCUGAGCUGCUGUUUGGAGCUAGAAUGUAUGGUGUAGGUGUGGACAUGUGGGCUGUUGGCUGUAUAUUAGCAGAGUUGCUUCUAAGGGUUCCUUUUUUGCCAGGAGAUUCAGACCUUGACCAGCUAACAAGAAUAUUUGAAACUUUGGGCACACCAACUGAAGAACAGUGGCCUGAUAUGUGCAGUCUUCCAGAUUUCGUGACAUUUAAGAGUUUCCCUGGAAUCCCGUUACAACAUAUCUUCAUUGCAGCUGGAGAUGACUUGCUAGAUCUCAUACAAGGCUUAUUCUUAUUUAAUCCGUGCACUCGAAUUACAGCCACACAGGCAUUGAAAACCAAGUAUUUCAGUAAUCGGCCAGGGCCAACCCCUGGAUGUCAGCUGCCAAGACCAAACUGUCCAGUGGAUGCUUUAAAGGAACAGUCUAAUCCAGCCAUGGCAACAAAACGGAAGAGAACAGAGGCUUUGGAACAAGGAGACCUCUAGCACGACUGAGUCAGGCAGCACAGUGCAGUGGGAAGAGCAGACUUUAGAGCCAGGACGGCAGACACAGGUGAGAGGGCCGCAGUGAGAAACAGCAACGCCCGUCCUGCCACUGUCUCAUCGCACAGCCGCUGCUCAGCUCCCCACAGUGGCUGCCCCGUGGGAGAGAAUGCAGCCCGUGCUACCAGAUCAUCUCAGUCUUCCAGAGGAGCCAGCAAUCCAGAUUUGUAUGUGAAAUCUCCCAAUUUAAAUGUCAGCCACUUACCCACAUUAUUUGAGAAACCACUUCACUCCCCAAAAAACAAGUCUGCAGACAGGUAGCCUCUGAACCAUGCAGGCUCUGCCUUAGAGACAGCAAGACCUGGACUUGAAUCCCCAUUUAGCCACUUCCUGUCUGACGUUGGACAAGUUCUCUGAGCUUCAUUUCUUCCCCUCCAGAAUGAGAAUAAUAGUACCUAUGCUCUAUUGUUGGGUUGCUGUGCCAUUAAAUAAUAAUAAAGCAUGGGCUGGAGGAGGGAGCAGGCAGUUAGUAUAGAAAGGGUAUGGAGUUUCUGUUUGGGAAGACGAAAAGAGCUACUAAACUUGUAUAUACUUGUAAAGACUUCAGAGAUGAAUCAAUUAUUUUCAAUUUUGCUUCCAGUCUCAGUACCUUAAUGGAAGGCAAAGAUUGGGAGCUAUGCCUCUCAAAUCAUGUUUUCCAUGCAAAAGUUCCUGAAUUUUGUAAAUAGCUAAGGAAGUAGGAAUUCGGGAAUAUAAAAUAAGUACAAGUGCUGAAAUGAAUAUGAAUCUACCUCUUCUUUUCUUCUGUCUCCUGGCUCUUCUCCCUACCUUCCAUCAAAACAAUUAAGAUCAGAUUUCUAAAAGGAUUUGACUUCAGUUAACAACACAGAACACCAGGGCUGCCCUCAAAGAGUAUACCUUUAAAAAUUUUGCAAUCCAGCUCCUAUUAAGGGCCCCACUGAGAGAAGAGGUGUCUGAGGAAGAUCACCUACACAUCUGUUCAUGGUAGAACUAGAUACCCGUCAUGUUGUCCACUGAGUCCUAAAACGCUAAAUACAUUGGACUAAGUUUGCUGAUUCCCCUGGCAAAUCACUUACCUCAAGUUCAACAUUAAGGAAUUAUUAUAGAAAACAGCCAUGUAAAUGGUGAUUUUGUAUUUCUUACAAAUGACUGUUGAGGACUUAGCUAUUAUAUUUGCUCAGUGGCCCGUCUCAUGUCAGAAAACUCUUUUAGAAGUUAAUUUCAGGACAAUGUGGAAUUCCUCUUUAAGGAUGAGAGUUCAGGAAAAUUAUUUCCCCCCUUUUGCCCUGACUUGCAGCUGACUCUGAAUACAUAGAAUCUGCUUUUACCCACUUUCACAGUUCUUGUUUACUACUUCUAUUUUUUAUUAUCCCUAUAAGCAAUUUACCAUGAGAUGGGUAAAGUUUAAUGAAGCUAAAAUUCCCAGCACUUGACCCAUAUACUAAUACUAAUAUGCACUGUUGAAAGGAAAUACUUCAAACAAAAUAGGUAUCUACUGUUAAGUUUCAAUUUUGAUACUGUAAGAUUCUUACUGGUCCUGAACUCAUCUGAAAAUGAGAGAUAUUGGAAUUAGGAUUAUGGAUUUUGAUAAAGAUUUAGAAAUGGGGUCAUGUCAGAAUUUUAAUAUGAAAACAUUUACACUUAAUAAACUUCACUGUAAUCUUUGACUGAGAAAUGGUUUCAAAUUGGAAUUUUAAACUGAAGCAAUUUGAAUUCUGAAUAAUACUGAUAAUUGAAAAUUGAGAUUGAGCAUUUAGAGAAACUAGAUCUUUAAAAAUAACACCUUUAUAUUGGACAGUCUACCUAUUCCAAUUGUAAUUUUAUUCUCUUACGCCAUUUUUAUACAUUUUGUUUAAUACCACAAUGACUCAAAAAUGGCCAUGAAUUUUUGAUAGGUUUGUGAACCAAAACCUUAACUUGUUUCACUUUUUAUAAGAAUACUUUAUUAAUUUGUCGAACUUAAGAUUUCUCCUCUACCACUCAGUGUCUUACCCAGAAUCACAUUUCAGUAAAGUUUAACUAGAUACAUUUAAUGUUGAGUUUCACUGCCAUUUUCCAUAUUAAUUUCCUUUUGGCAGCUUCACUUUAAUCAUCUAGUGCUCUUACAAUUUUUUUCCACUAAACAUGAUCUUGUUUAAAUGAAAUAGAAGAGUACUAAAAAGAGAUUGUCCUGUCAUUUUAUGGUCUUACCUGCACAGGUUAACACCCCAGUGACCCCCUUUUUCCCACAGUUGCUAAAUUUUUACAUAAAUCACAACUCUGUGAAAUUUCAGUUAUAUUCUCCAUGUUAACUGUGCUUAUUCAACUAUAGUUAUAAACAAAAACAACUGAAAUUACACCCAGUUACUGCCAUUAUAAUUCAUAUUUACCAUCCUCUUUAAGGUGCUUCCAAUUUAUCCAUUUUGUUGGUUUCUUACACAUUUUAUCCAUUUGUGUAAAUCUUAGUGCCUGGUCAUUUUUCCUCAUUAAUUGUUGCUCAAAUGCAAUUCUGAAUGCAUCUGCCAUUAUGUAGGCUUCUUCUUUACUCUUCUGCAAAAGUCCCAACUGGUUUUGAAAGAAAGUUUGAGAGGUAUCAGAGACAAAACCAGAACAAUUGUUGCCUGAAUGCUGAAUCAGAUUAGCAAAUGCAGUCUCUGUGCCAGCAUGAGUCUCCUGCCUGCCUUUGAGCUCUUUCAUCUGCUUAAGCUAAUUGGCAUUUGUCAUUCUCUUCUGCAGUAGCUGCCCACUCUGAACUAGAUUACCAGAAGUUCCCCUUGUGUACCUAUCAAUUCCCUGUUAAUCCACCUCUUAGACUUCAUUAUCCUAGACAGGCCCUGCGUGUGUCCUGGCCAAUGAGGAAAAAGGGAGGAUGCCAAAGGCUGCAUCUCAGUUCUGCCUUGGGCCACUCCAGACAAUAACACUGGAAACAGUUAUGAAUAGUAUCUUUCACAUACGUCCCAUGGCUGACUCUGAUCUUUGUAAUCGUAUGCUUUUCAUAAUAUAUUGCUUAAUGUUUAGCUAUUUGCUUUCCUAUAUACUCUGAAGACUUUAAAUUCCAUACUUUCAAUAAACAUGAAAUAUUUU